This is a messenger RNA of Blumeria graminis f. sp. triticale, 144 nucleotides long. The record is from the annotation of a GenBank genome assembly. NCBI's taxonomy places the organism in Eukaryota, Fungi, Ascomycota, Leotiomycetes, Helotiales, Erysiphaceae.
AUGGGAUUUCCGAGGUUCUCAGUAUUGGUCACAACGCAUCAAAAGGGCUCGCCACCUACUAGAUAUCAUGACGGACAAACGGGUGUCGUGUCAUUAAUAUUGCACGACCAUCUUCUCGCUGCGCACGGUAGACUCAACCCUUGA